This is a messenger RNA of Eruca vesicaria subsp. sativa (arugula), 1026 nucleotides long. Lineage: Eukaryota; Viridiplantae; Streptophyta; Magnoliopsida; Brassicales; Brassicaceae. The record is from the annotation of a GenBank genome assembly.
AUGCCUUCAAAUCAACUUAUUACCUUUUUGGUGAUCGUCGUUAGUCUUUUACUGCAAGGUAAUAACAAUGCGGUCGUCGAAGCACAACUCAACCAAGAUUUCUACUCAUCGACUUGCCCUUCUCUUCUCCCCAUUGUCCGAGGGGCAGUUAGAACUAACAUUCUACUCGAACCUCGAAUGGGUGCAUCUAUCCUUCGUCUCUUCUACCACGACUGCUUCGUCAACGGAUGUGACGGUUCGAUUCUACUAGAUGACACAUCAAGCUUCACGGGAGAGCAAAAUGCGGCCUCAAACCGCAAUUCUGCUCGUGGGUUUAAUGUCAUCGACAACAUCAAAUCAAGGGUUGAGAGAGAAUGUCCUGGGAUCGUCUCUUGUGCUGAUAUCUUAGCCAUAGCAGCUAGAGACUCCGUUGUACAACUUGGAGGGCCAAGUUGGGAUGUUCUUUUAGGAAGAAGAGAUGCAAGAACGGCGAGUCAAGCGGCGGCGAAUAGUAGCAUUCCGGCCCCCACUUCGAGUCUGCGCGAGCUUAUUACUAGUUUCCGCAAAGCUGGAUUCACCACUAGAGAGAUGGUUGCUCUCUCCGGCGCACACACGAUAGGGCAAGCCCAAUGCAGAAACUUUCAAACGAGGAUCUACAACGAGACAAAUAUUUCCCCCUUUUUCGCUGCCAGGCUCCGGCUAAAAUGUCCACCAACCUCCGGCGACAGAAAUCUAGCUUCACUCGACUACCUUACACCAUUUGUUUUCGAUAACAAUUACUUCAGGAACCUCAUGAGUCAGAAAGGUCUCCUCCAUUCCGACCAAGAGCUCUUCAACGGUGGCUCCACCGACUCCAUUGUCCGUGAGUACAGUCAAAAUCCUACGCUUUUUCGCUCUGAUUUCUCGGCAGCUAUGUUCAAGAUGAGUUUAUUGAACCCUUUGACUGGUAGUGAUGGUGAUGUCCGGCAGAUAUGUGGGAGGAGGAGGAGGACCAUGUGGUUGGAAAAUAUUCCAAAUGUCACUCCCUCCCUAAAUAAGAUCCUUUGA